Molecule: messenger RNA, 4400 nt
Organism: Folsomia candida
Lineage: Eukaryota; Metazoa; Arthropoda; Collembola; Entomobryomorpha; Isotomidae
Gene: svp
Product: steroid receptor seven-up, isoforms B/C
Exons: 16
Coding region: 1590-2822 (410 amino acids)
Biological process (GO): regulation of transcription by RNA polymerase II; cell differentiation; anatomical structure development
Molecular function (GO): RNA polymerase II cis-regulatory region sequence-specific DNA binding; zinc ion binding; nuclear receptor activity
Source: RefSeq, a predicted model, not a curated record
CUGCUUUGGCCUGGAGGAGAGAAGUCGUAACCGUGUAACUCUGAGGUCGGACAGUCGUGUGCUUGAGAUGCCCCUGGUUGCACCAUUUCACCUCUCGCUCGCUCUCUCCAGUGAUACCGCUGCUCCUCACCACUUCACUCGACCUGUGCUGGUGACCUCUUCUUGGUCGACGUGCACUCUGACCUCUCGUCAUAGGCAACAUCACUGCUAACCCACCACCUAUUCCGCUCCCAAUCUGCAGCAGGAGUGGCGGCAGGAUUCCAGUGUCAGAGUUCAGUUCGUGAACUUGGUCUUGACUUUCAUAUUCACGAGUUUCAGACUGCCCUGUUGACCUGAAAUAGACAAACACACAGAGAGAGAGAAAGGUCGAAGGCUCACCGUUUGUUGGCAUCAUGACCACACUCAAUAAUAAUAAUAACAAGCUCUCUUCAAUUAUAUCGAUAAUUAUUGACGGUAGGCGGUUGUUGUCUUGAACUUGAACUGUUACAGAAGUUGUAAUUGAGUGCAGUGCGUGUAUAUGUAAAACACUUCUUCGUGCUAAUAUGCGACUUUCACUGACGAGUCUGCUAUCAAAUACCUCUUUUGAGGGGUAAUUUGAUACGGAAAGUAUUUUGCUACGUCUUUGUUCAUUCAUGAGACGGAUAAUGAAUUAAGUUGGAAAUGCGUCAAUAGAACUGUUUAUACGAAUCCGGAAAUUUGACUCGAGAAAAAAAGCAACGUAUCUCAUAUUUUCAUCUUUCGGAGACGAGUGUAAAAGUUCAAUGGACAUUUUAUGUCGUAAUUAAGUGUCAAGCUGUUAAAUGUGAGACGCAAUUGUAGACACAUCACGGAACCAUAAAGAAUUGUUGACAUUUGCACAAACGUGCAUAAAUAUCAAUAAAAGUCUCAAGUUACUCAUCAUACCGUACAAAUAUGUCUCUACUUCGCAUGAAUAACAAUAAUAAUUAUUACGUUCCAGUAACAAAUUUGACUCCAACAACCAUUCCACGCACAUAAAUGAUAUUAAUGAACAUAAUAAUAAUAAUUCUCAACAACCCGAUCUAAGGAAAACAGAGAGUCAUAAAGAUAACACAUUUGAUCCUUGUGACUGAAAUCUGACUCGAAUUAUAUAAAAAAAAACUACCUGACGAAGAGUAUCAAGACGUCCGGAGGAGAGUGACGAUAGGAUUUUCACACCGUCAUUUGCAACGAUUAGCAAAAUAGUUAAUUUAGAUCCAUCCCCAGUGGGCCUAUUCUGGGGGAGGAGGAGUAGGCCCGAAGACGUGCAAAACAACAACAACAGCCCCCUGUUCUCCAGAGUACCAUCUUCCAGCACGUCACCACCUGCAGCAAUUGAUAACUACUCGGGAACCUAUUAUCACCACCCCUCCUCGCAACCUGGUCACCACCACCACCAUCACCACCACUUUCCCACAUCAACCUCUGCAAAAAUCAGGACGCCGAUCCCAAUUAAAUUCGACCUGCCUUCGUGGUCGUCGGAAGGACCCCCACAUCAUCAAGGGUUUGGGCCUCCGGCCUCCGGCAACAAGGUGUUGGUCCCAAGUUCUGGGGUUCUCCCCAACCCUGGAGUCCUCCUCAGUCCGGAUGUGAUGCUGGCCUCUGGAUGGAGGUCCGAACAUCAUCCCUCGAACGGACUCUCAUCCAUGACUCCCACAAGUCCCAACGAUGAUAUGAACGGCUCCAAUGGGCUCCCAGGCUUGGGACAAACGACACAUCCACCCCAACCCACCUCUUCUGCCUCCUCUGCAGCCUCGCCCAACUCGGCGGACAAGGGGCAGAAUAUCGAGUGCGUCGUAUGUGGAGACAAAUCAAGCGGAAAACAUUAUGGAGUUUCGACUUGUGAAGGUUGCAAAAGCUUUUUCAAAAGAAGUGUGCGGAGAAACUUGACCUACUCAUGUCGAGGAAAUCGAAACUGUCCAAUUGAUCAACACCACCGUAAUCAAUGUCAAUAUUGUCGACUGAAGAAGUGCCUCAAAAUGGGAAUGCAACGGACGGCGUCUUUGUGUCGUUUAGCCGUUCAGAGGGGUCGUGUUCCUCCAACCCCAGGCCCGGGCGGAUACCCAGGUCAACUCGCCCUUACAAAUGGAGAUGGUCUCAACGGUCCGACAUACUUGUCAUCCUACAUUUCCCUUCUUCUCAGAGCUGAGCCAUACCCAACAUCACGGUACGGUCAGUGUAUGCAAGCCAACAACAUUAUGGGAAUCGACAACAUUUGUGAACUAGCAGCUAGACUUCUUUUCUCCGCCGUUGAAUGGGCACGAAAUAUUCCAUUCUUUCCUGACUUGCAGGUAACGGACCAAGUAGCUCUCUUGAGACUUGUUUGGUCCGAACUGUUUGUCCUCAACGCAUCCCAGUGUUCUAUGCCCCUUCACGUAGCUCCGUUGUUAGCUGCAGCCGGGCUGCAUGCAGCGCCUAUGGCUGCGGACAGGGUCGUUGCAUUUAUGGACCACAUCAGAAUCUUUCAAGAGCAAGUCGAAAAACUCAAAGCUCUUCACGUUGACUCUGCCGAAUACUCUUGUCUCAAAGCGAUCGUCUUGUUCACGACAGACGCAUGUGGACUUUCGGACGUAAACCAUAUAGAAGGUCUCCAGGAAAAGUCACAGUGUGCGUUGGAGGAGUACUGCCGAACUCAAUAUCCUAAUCAGCCCACAAGAUUCGGAAAGCUACUCCUUAGACUGCCAUCGCUAAGGACAGUGUCAUCACAGGUGAUUGAGAAACUCUUCUUUGUGAGAUUGGUAGGCGCCACUCAAAUUGAGACUCUCAUACGGGAUAUGCUCCUAUCCGGAAGUAGCUUCAACUGGCCAUACAUAUCCAGCAUAUGACAGACCUUUGCCUCCCCUACGACUGUCCUCGCCCACGCCCUCGCUGCCCAACAACUGACCACCACGAUCAGCAGUAUGUAGUAAUGAAGGGUCGAGCUCUCCGAUAAUCACUCGCUAAUCAAUUUAGACCAUCCAAUCAAUCAUGUGGAGCUGCUACUAUGAAACAGAAUUCGGAGGGGAAAUUCCUACUUCCUUCAGCACAAGACGAAUAAAAAUCCUUCCCUUCGUACAAUCACAAUCAUUUCCCCCUAUUAAGCUAAUCCUGCUUGAAUGAAGCUGCAUCUUCAUCUAAUUUAUUGUCGUACACAAGUAACUCCCCCCAAUCAAUAUAUUUGCCCCUUUUCGACGUCCGAGUCAUUGUUCACAUUUGUUUUUUUAUUCAAAUUCUUACAUUGCCCCUUCCCAACCAAUUCGCAUGUAAUCUCUCUGACUGCUCCUGAGUUAGAUUGUUUGUUUCUGGUGUGGCAUUGUUGGUUUAAUAAAACAAGUCUUAGGUAGUAGCAGUUUUAGCAAUGAACAUCGAUUUUCCUAAAUCCAGUCGUGUACAGUUUUAAUGUCUAAUAUACUAGUUUACAUUAAGUACGUUUAAAAUAGCAAAAGAACUUCCUUUUUGGUGUGAAAGUCACAAAAGUUUGGUAAUUCGAGGAAGAGUUGACACAUGCAUAAUGUAGUAACGCAUAUAUAAUAAAAUACAAUGCAUAGUUCAAUUUCUGUAAUAAGAAUAUGAUAUUUAAAUAUUUCUCGUGUACCUGUAGUGUAGAUGAUAAGUAGUUAUGAUAAUGUACUUACUAUGUAUGAAGAAUAAGUUAUAAAUAUAAUAUAUAUAUAUAAAUAGUCCAAUGUCCGGUGAUUUAGAAAAUAGCCCGUGACUGAAGAAAAGUAGUAAUUACAAAUUUUUGAACAUUUCUGAGUUUAGUGUUUGUUUGUUUUUUAAAUUGAUUGUUCGUUAUUUUAUUGUUUUCUUGAUUUGAUCUGUUUGUUUCUACUUUCUGCUGAGGUUCAAAUAACUGGCAAUUAUCUAAUAAUACCGAUUAUCCAAAAAAAAAUCCCGAGUUUUGGUAUAUAAUUAUAGCAACUCUGCUUUAUUGAAUCCCUAUGUGUGGUGCUUUAUAUAACUUUUAGCGAAACCAAUGCCAUUGAUUUUGAGCCUUUAAAAUGAAAUAUUGAUGAAUUACCGGUGUACAUUUGCUGGAAUAUGUUGGCCAUGUUGUUUCGCAUCACGAUUAAUUGGCAUCGUUGAUAUUACUAUAAGGCAACACUACAUACACAGACCCCCGUCAAUUAAUCGUGGUUUCACAGAUAGAUUGGCUAUAUCCAAAAAAUGUCAUCAUUUUUCAACUUUUAUCACUCACUCAAGUAUAAAGUCAACACAAAUACUACUAAAAAUAAAAAAAUAUAAAGCUGUCACACGAUAAAAAGAACAAGCCACAGACACUCAAGUUUCGCAAUAUUUUAUGUAUGUUCAAUUAAAAUUGUGUAUCAUGAAUAUUUGACUAUAUAGAGAAUGUAUCUGAGAAAAGUCAUGAUGUUUGCCAGUUUCCUCAAGCUAAUAAAAAAUACAUGAUCUCGUGCUCAUUU